Messenger RNA from Moneuplotes crassus, 2367 nucleotides. The record is from the annotation of a GenBank genome assembly. NCBI's taxonomy places the organism in Eukaryota, Ciliophora, Spirotrichea, Euplotida, Euplotidae.
AACUAGCUUAUGAAAUAAAUUGAUUGGUGAACUUCGCCUGAAUUAUAACAAAUUCUCCAAAUAUCCCUAAAUUCCGUUAUAGGAAUUGGAAUCAGAAUUAGACAUCAUAAAAUCAGGUAUUUCAAGUCCUCCGAAGGUGAGGUUCAACUUAAAAAAUCUAAACCAUGCAAAAAUUUAGUAUUUUUCUAAAGAUCCUCAAAUUUCGUUCUGUCCUUCUCAUAAAUAGGCUAGCUCUCGAAGACAAGUCAUCUCUUUAGCUUGAUAGAAAUAUUCUGAGGUGUUUUAGUUUACAGUUUCGGUUAGCAUCUCCUAGAGUAAUUCCUGUAACGGAUUGGGCUUAAACAGUCCAAGACUAGCACUAAAUCAUUUAUUUUGGUUGAAUUAAAUCAAGAACUCUAUCAAACAAACUGGAGUAAUUUCGAACUCUAUUCGAUCAUUUUGUAUCCCAAAGGAGCAUGUGCAGCUAAUGUAAAUUGCGAAUCUAGGUUUCAUGGAAGGUAUCACUUUAUUCAAGAUUUUUUCUUUUUUGGCAUAAUACUAAGGCCCUAGAAGGAGAGAUCACUCUUUCUCAGCUGCAAGAAUAAGGUCAACUAUUUGUAGAUAUUUUUCAAUAUUUAUAACAUAAUUUGCCAAAUCUCAAUUCUUCUCAGAUGCUAUUUCUUGAAAUAAUCCAGGUUACCCAGACGGAGAUACCUACAAUUUUUCAUGGAUAUUUUUGUUAUUAAACUGUGAAAUAAGCUAUCGUAUGAGCCAGGACAACUAGGGUUGCUCGAUGGUAGCCAUAGGCACCUAAAGGCACUCUUCGAAACAAUUUUGCACUUUUCAGAGAUGAGAAAAAGGCUAACAUCUUACAAUCAAAAUUUAUCUUCUUCCAUAUUUUAUACAUUAAAUUAUUUUGAAUAAAAUUUUGAGAAAGAACCUUAAGUUGUUGUAAGAAAUUAAAUUUUUGAAGAUUCCUCACAAUUGAGAAUCGGCAAUACAUUACUCUAAGACUGGAUAAAGAUGAUUUAUAAUGUACUAGAGCCAAUCAUCAAGGUAAGGCGUCACCAUUUCCGCUUACCAUAUCAACUAGUCUUUUAAAUUUAUCUCCUACAAUUAGUUACAAUAAUCUAAAAAUGGUGGCCGAUAGGAGGAUUAAGAGAGCUUAUUAGCUAAGUUCUGAACUAAAUUUAGCCAAAAUAAGUCUAGCUUAUCUCUCUAAUUCCUGUGAAAAAUUUGCCUUGUGAUGGUAGUGAUGUGACAAAUUAUUAACUGGUGUUAUAUAAACCGUAUUGAUGAAAAGAAGAUGUCGGCUUUUUUGAAUCAUUGAUUUCAAAUUUAGAGAGGAAAAAAAGUUCAUACAAAAGCCAGAAUUUUUUCUCAUAAAUACUCUUCUAUAUGUGUAAUUUAUUAUCGAGCGGUGAGAAAGAGGAGACUAGGGCCUAGUCAGACACUAAUCACCAUAAAACGGUCUUACUUUUAGUACUUUUUCCAAUAAGUUCAGGCACAUCCUCAGCUAACAAUGUUAAAGUAUAUGUACUAGUAAUCUAAAAGGAUACAAUUCUAGAAGAAAAUCUUGGUGGACCCAGAAUAUCUAUAUAAGUUUGUGUAACAAGAUGUUAAUAAUUAAUUUUUAUGAAUUACCAAAAUUUCCCAGUUGUCUCACAAAACGACAAUACCCUACUCUGGGGCUAUGCCGAACUCACCAACCAACUUGCAGAGACCUUCUGAAUGUGCCCACCAGUAGCAGAUAUAACCCCAAGUCUCAAUAAGUAUUGAGAUUUCCAAACACUGAAGAGCUGUGCAUAUCUAAGUAGCCCGAAGAUUCUUUGAGAUACAGAUUCUUCAAUGCAGAAGGAGCUAACAGACCUAUUUAUAUACAAAAAGCAGCAAACACCCCAAAUGACAAGAGUAUCGGAAAGCAUCUCUUUCCCCAAAACGAAUAUGUUUAAAAAUGAAGGACUCACAGACACUUCAGAAAAAGCAGAGGUUAUUAAAAAGAGAAGGAGACGUUCCUCAAGACUGGAGAUCAGAUCCAAAUUAAUCGAAGUCAGAGAUCAAAUCCUCCAGCAAGGCAUCCCUAUGUUCUACAAUUCACCUAAAAAGACGAGAGGAAGUCCUGUUAGUAAUAGUAGAAGAUCCAAGUACAUUGGAAUCUCCAAGAACAACACUCAUUGGCAAGCUUUGAUCAAUAUUGGAAGGACCAAGAAGUACAUUGAUAUCUUCGUGUCUGAGCAAGAGGCUGCCAGGACUUAUGAUGUUUACGCAAUAGCCAUUAAAGGAGUUGACGCUAAUCUCAACUUCAACUACACAGCUGCAGAGAUGAUUAGCAUGAUCGACCACUAUCUCCAACACGGAUCAGCAGUUGUCCCUUCAUAAGAUAACUUA